Messenger RNA from Adelges cooleyi (spruce gall adelgid), 662 nucleotides. RefSeq lists its product as uncharacterized. The transcript is spliced from 6 exons. The record is from RefSeq and is a predicted model, not a curated record. NCBI's taxonomy places the organism in Eukaryota, Metazoa, Arthropoda, Insecta, Hemiptera, Adelgidae. Bases 99 to 428 code for a protein of 109 amino acids.
UAUUUUAGUGGAUAAUUUCAUUCGUUACAUUCAAUCACGAUUCUACAGUUGUUCUCCACGUUUAACCUUCACCGCAGUAUACUGUUAUUCGCAUCGUUAUGGCAAACAUCUGUUUUAGCCUAAUUGUUUUAUCUGUCUGUGUUGCCUGUACGUUUGCGACUGGUACACCUUCGUUCUUAAAAAAUGACAUAAUUGUAUACGGUCAACGUGAUCACAGAAUGGGCGGUGUCAUGUUUGUAGAAAAAGAUGGUGCAAAUCCGAUGGGUGAGGGUAAUUUAGAUUUGUUGUUCACUAUAAAACCCACUAAAGCUGCCUACAAUGAUGUUCUCCGAAAGCUUAAAGACAAUGGAUUGAAUGGUCCUGAGUACGGCGAAUUAUUUACUUUUACAGUAACUGACUUACAAAUUACACCACUUACUAAGGUGUAAUUAUUAACUUAUAAACAUUUAUAGAUGCCGAUAUUGUUAUGAUUAUAAUAUUAUUUUUGUUACCAUCAUUCAAACUCGAUACUUCUUCAAAUUAAAAAAAAAAAAGAUAAACUUAUUCUAAAAAGUAUGAAUGAAACUAACAUAAUGUAAUCAUGAUUGUCGAAAUAAUAAUACAUUUUAUUUUGAAUUUUAAAUCAACAAAUAUAUAUAUAAUAAAACCCUUACAACAUUUUA